AUGAGAAUCCAACCACUUCUUUUGACUGCUUAUGCGACCCUUGCUGUCGGCCGAGCUCUGCGAUGCAAGCCCCAUGAGCAUCUCUCGUACCAUCGCAGCCAGUACACUUUGCCCGGAGGAGAGCUGGCCUCAGUCACUCCCGGCAUUUCAACGGGUGAAGCUGCUACUUCGCAUGGCUACAACACUCCCUCGUCCCUACCCCUAAAUACGACCACCUUGGCCAACCUUGUUCGUACAAGCGGCUUAACUGAGGAUCAUUCAUCCUCCAGACUUCCAGUGCAGACUUCUCUACCUACAACUGCGUCUUCCCUUUCCGCAUCGACCACCAUCAUCACUACUGUGCAAACCACUUCUUCAACCGCUUCAACAGAGGUAACCAAGUCCAGUAGUGUACCAGAAACUGCCGACUCUGACAAGCGACCCAAGAAGGGCAUGUCCUUCACCAACCAAGAGGUAGCACAAGCCUGGGGUCAAAAGAAGAUUGGCUGGGCUUACAAUUGGUGGACCGGUCGAGGUGACAUCCCAGAGGAGAUGGAGUAUUAUCCCAUGGUCUGGUGUCCUACCAAGAUUGGUGUGGACGGCUGGACAAAGGAUGCCGAAACUGCCAUUGCUUCUGGAUCUAAGCAUCUGCUAGGUUUCAACGAGCCAGAUCAACACGGGCAGUGCGACAUCCCAGUGGAGCAGGCUGUUGAGGGAUACAAGAAUUACAUGAACAAAUUCAAGGGACGAGCUCUCCUUGGUUCACCGGCCGUCACCAAUAAUCCCGCUCCUCGAGGUCUCGAUUAUCUCGGUCGGUUCCUUGAGCAGUGUGGAAACGAUUGCCGUGUCGAUUUCCUCGUAACGCACUGGUACGGGGUGGAGCAGAAUGGAGUCUGGAACUUCCAGCGUCAUGUCAACAAUACCAUCGAGCUCGCCGAGAAACACGGUAUUUCGCAGGUCUACAUUACCGAGUUUGGGAUGACGGGAGCCGACGUCAAGACGACCAGUGCUUUUAUUGAAGAAGUUGUUCCCUGGCUGGACCAGAACGAAGCAGUCGGUGGAUAUGCGUACUUUGGAUUCUACGACGGCAUUCUGAUGAAGGCCGAUGCUAUCAGUGAGCUUGGCCAAGCCUACGCAAGGGCGGGCUAG
Molecule: messenger RNA, 1128 nt
Organism: Fusarium vanettenii 77-13-4
Lineage: Eukaryota; Fungi; Ascomycota; Sordariomycetes; Hypocreales; Nectriaceae
Exons: 1
Coding region: 1-1128 (375 amino acids)
Biological process (GO): fungal-type cell wall polysaccharide metabolic process
Cellular component (GO): fungal-type cell wall
Source: RefSeq, a predicted model, not a curated record